CUGCUUCAUAGCUGUUACAAAGGUACUCAUUCCAGUUGCGACGACACAGCAGUAGCCUUGGUACAGGAUGAUAAGAAAGUGCUAUUUUCGAGAAGAUUUGCUGACAGAGAUACACAGCGAAGAUUGGGCGGUAUCUCCCCACGUGAAGUAGCCUUGCAGCACAAGAAGCACCUACCUCGCUUGCUUGACGAGUGCUUUGGAGAAACGGGUCUAAAGGUGUCCGAUGUUGAUGCUAUAGCAGUCACCACUAAACCAGGUCUCGUGAUUGCCCUCAAAGAGGGAAUACGGAAAGGUCUUGAACUAUCCAGGCUUUACAAGAAGGAUUUUAUUUCCGUACACCAUAUGCGAGCUCAUGCAUUGUCUGCAUUUUUGGUUUGCGAUUCCCUCUCAUUUCCUUUCGUCGCUGUUUUGAUCUCUGGCGGUCACGCUCUGCUUGUCUUGGUUCGUACGGCAGACGAUUUUACUAUAUUCGGUAAACCAAGUUUCGUUGCAUUCCGUUGA
Molecule: messenger RNA, 501 nt
Organism: Strongylus vulgaris
Lineage: Eukaryota; Metazoa; Nematoda; Chromadorea; Rhabditida; Strongylidae
Source: the annotation of a GenBank genome assembly